AUGGUUAUGAAAAGGAAGCGAUCUAUUUCGGAGUUCUCUAGCUCCCCUACGAGGCCCUCGAGCUCCUGCUUCACCUCUCCUUCUGGCAGCAUCAACUUCACCUUCAGCCACGCCGGUCCCUCGUCGCCCUCUCCCAUGCCUACAAUGGAUACAACUCCUUUACAUCUCCACAGCCGCACUCUCAAGCGGUUCCGCGACAGCCGGCCAUCGGAGCAACAAGUUCAUCAACGUACCCUCGGCCUUUUAUACUCGGCGCAGCGCCAACAACAGCUUCCCUUUGCGCAGAACCCACCCUCCGCCGUCUUCCCCGACGCUCACGCCGCCCCCAUUCCCCAAGAAGCCGAUCACGCCGUUGUGCAUGCGAGUAGUAAUGGCACGCAGCGAUCCCUCCACAACUUUUGGGCUCUCCCCUCAGCCCCCGCGCCCUCUGUCGCGAGCCCCUCUCGACCACAACCUUGGCAUCGUCAGCGGCGUGCGACGACUGCGGUGUCGACCUCCCCGUUUCCGACGACAUGGCCGAAGGGUCUGCUCUCACUGCUCCGUCACAAAUCUCGAGGGUCAGAGGACGUGUUUACACUGUUCCGGGAGGAAGACCUGGAACGGUAA
Parascedosporium putredinis is the source of this 606-nucleotide messenger RNA. NCBI's taxonomy places the organism in Eukaryota, Fungi, Ascomycota, Sordariomycetes, Microascales, Microascaceae. The record is from the annotation of a GenBank genome assembly.